AUGGGCACAACACAGGCUUCACUUUCAUGCAGUGAAUCAAAAAGUAAAUCAAAGAAAGUUUUUGUGGACAAUCUUUGCAAACAGAUCACCAAAUGGCAUGAUGAAGGAUGUGAGGUGGUUUUGGGUAUAGAUGCAAACGAGGAUGUCACUGUUAACGCACCCCAGUCUAUCCACCACCGCUUCCGGGCCUACGGUCUUGAGGAGGCGAUCCUAAAACACCAUCCACCACAAGCGACCCACCAGCGCAACCAACAGAACAUUCCAAUUGAUGGUAUCUUCACCACUUUGGGCGUACCAAUCCUUGCGGGUGGGUACUACGCCUUUGACGAAUUCUUUGAUUGCGAUCAUCGCGGCUUGUGGAUUGACAUUGAUCUUUCCGCCUCCUUGGGCAACUUCCAACCUCAGAAAUCCAACUUCAAGCCACGGAAGUUGUCCCUCCAAGACUCUCGAUCUGUACGCAAAUAUCUUCAAUUGGUUCACAAAGGUUAUGCCAAGUACUCCAUCCCAGAGAGAUUGAAUAAGCUGAAUAAGCGUAUUGACCACCUGGGACACCAGAUGACUCCUUCCUUGGUGCGCAAAUACAACUGUUUACACAGAAUACUGUGA
Messenger RNA from Cylindrotheca closterium, 606 nucleotides. Lineage: Eukaryota; Bacillariophyta; Bacillariophyceae; Bacillariales; Bacillariaceae. The record is from the annotation of a GenBank genome assembly.